Molecule: messenger RNA, 888 nt
Organism: Telopea speciosissima
Lineage: Eukaryota; Viridiplantae; Streptophyta; Magnoliopsida; Proteales; Proteaceae
Product: protein canopy-1
Exons: 9
Coding region: 43-561 (172 amino acids)
Source: RefSeq, a predicted model, not a curated record
ACGACAUAGAGAGUCCGCAGGGAAUACAAGCAGAAGAGGGAAAUGGAGAAAAGAAAAACUGCAGAAUUUCUGGUGUGGGUCGUCACCAUUUUCGCCAUUUUUGUCUCCGUUUCUUGCAUCGAUGAUAAAUGUUCAGCUUGCAAUGCAAUUGCGGAGGAGCUGGAGCUUGGACUUUCAAAAGAGAAACCAAGGAACCAUUUAGAUAUGAGACAUCGUUUGGACUCUAAAGGCCAACGCAGAGGAAAGUUAAUUGAUUACAGAGUCAGCGAGCUGAGAAUAGUUGAACUUUUGGAUGGGCUCUGUGAAAAGAUGCAAGAUUAUACUCUAGAGAAGUUAGAUUCCACUAGACGAGAAUGGAUCAAAGUGGAUGAUUGGAACAACCUGACCAUUGACAAGCAAGAAGCCCGAGCUUAUGCAAAAGACAUAUCCUCUUACUGUGGAAGGUUACUUGAAGAAACAGAAGAUGAGUUUGCCGAGUUGAUAAAGAAAGGAUUUGUUAGAACAGGAGAAGUAAGCAAGGUUUUAUGUCAAGACCUCAGCAAGCACUGCAUUGUGAGGUAAGUGAUUCUCACCCCUUGGAGUAUGUUGAUGAUGAGGAAUCCGAUGGGGAACUCUGAAGGCAUGUUUGAUGAGUUUCCCAAUUUUUUUGCAGCUCAAGAAGAAUUAGAGUUGCAAGCCUGCUCAUUAACCAAGCUCUAAAUUUAUUUCUGAUUCUAUACACACCGAAAUGAAUGUACUAGGUCUCAUUGUUAAAAUUCUUUCUUGAACCCAGAUAAAUCCUGAAUCUGAUCAGUUCCCUUUUUUUAUAUUUCUCAGUUUUGUCAAGUUCCAGAAUGAAUGUACUUGAUGCUUGAAAUAUAAUUAACAAGGCAAGACGAAUCAUGAACA